This is a messenger RNA of Xenopus laevis (African clawed frog), 2211 nucleotides long. RefSeq names its product P2Y receptor family member 8 S homeolog (gene p2ry8.S). NCBI's taxonomy places the organism in Eukaryota, Metazoa, Chordata, Amphibia, Anura, Pipidae. The record is from RefSeq and is a predicted model, not a curated record. Gene Ontology annotation, biological process: signal transduction; positive regulation of Rho protein signal transduction; G protein-coupled purinergic nucleotide receptor signaling pathway. The coding region runs from base 869 to 1954 and encodes 361 amino acids. Gene Ontology annotation, molecular function: G protein-coupled purinergic nucleotide receptor activity; G protein-coupled receptor activity. The transcript has 4 exons. Gene Ontology annotation, cellular component: membrane; plasma membrane.
UCACUAUCCUAUUGUCGUGUGGGGGGCAAAAUGUUCGCAAAGAUGAAAUCUUUCACUUUCAGAAUAUUUAUUUACAUUGCUAAAAUGUUUGCGUUAGUGACCAAUAUUACAUUCCCCCCAUUGGUUCAUUAUGCAGGGGCAGUAUCAUUGGAAUUACCCACCUCACAAAGUCCAAAUAUGAAUUUGUUUAGCUCAAAAAAACUAUCAAUUUUGCAUGAAAAAAAUUUUGGACAAAAAGUUUGUUCAGUAUUGUAAUAUGUUGAAAUUAAAAUGAAAGUAAGGAAGAACUCUGAGCCACACAAAACAUGACUGGCGCGUUUACAUUCGAUCUGUAUGAAUUCUGAACAAUCUCGUCAUCAAGGGAAUGAGAAAUUGGUCGCUGUGUAUUUCUAACACUAACCACUUUCAUCACAAACGUUGCAGAUGGCGUGUCAGUUAAAUUUGAGGAAAAGACAAGCAUUAUUCUUUUCCUUUUUUAAAACCCCGCCUCUACACAUGAGAAAAAAAACAUCAAGGCACAACUUAAUUUUAAUUGACUGUCUCUGUAGGAUUCUUUCUAAGUUGAUGACAACAUGACAAGGCUGUCCCUCGCUGUGGCGUGUAGCACAGUAGUGGCCAAUGUGGAAAAUCAAUUGUUCAUAAAGAACUGGAGGAACUUGACCUGAUCAAAAUCAUCAAGAAUAACGAAUUUGCCCUAGCAGAAAUGACCUGAGCAUUGCCCAUGGAAGCACAACAAACAAAUAGAACAGAACAGACUAUUAGUGCUCUUCCUGAUUUUGGUUGUUGUUUAGGCUGGGACCCUUCCAAUAAUAUCUUUAGCCCCCUCUAAAAGAUUCCCAGAGGAGCAAAGAGUCGUAUCCUUUAAGCGAUGGGUCUGUUACACUUACCUAAUGAAACGGAGCCAGAUAACGAGACGUUACAAAUGCUGGAGAACAAUUAUAUUGUAGUUAUUCUGCCUGUAGCCUACUCCAUUGUGGCUUUAAUAGGCAUCCCAGGCAAUCUCUUCUCACUUUGGAUUUUAAUGUUUCACACCAGACCUGUAACAUCUUCAAUAAUUCUGAUGAUCAGCUUGAGUAUAACUGACCUGGUCCUGGCGGCUUUCCUUCCAUUCCAAGUCAUUUAUCACAUCUACAGAAACCACUGGAUUUUCGGAAGGCACCUUUGCACGCUGGUGACUGUGCUCUACUAUGCAAAUAUGUACUCUUCUUUAUUAACAAUCAUGUUAAUUAGCAUUGAGCGCUACCUUGGUGUGGUCCACCCUAUGAAAUCUGGUAUGUGGAGGCGAAAAAGAUAUGCAGUCGCCGCUGUGAUUAUCAUCUGGAUUUUGGUGAUGUUUAUCUUGUAUCCAUUAUUAAAGACGGACAUGACCUAUAAUGUGAAGCAUCUGAAUAAAAAUACUUGCUUUGAUGUUCUUAAAUGGACAAUGUUGCCAAACCUGAUGGCAUGGGCAGCCUUUAUCAUUUCACUUUUUGUCUUUUACUUCUUGAUUCCACUAAUAGUCACGGUGAUUUGCUAUCUUCUAAUUAUACUCAAACUGCUGCAGACUUCUAACAGAUAUGGAAAUAGACAAGAAAAAAGGUCUAUACACCUUGCACUCAUGGUUCUUCUGGUGUUUAUUACAUGCUUUGCUCCCAGCAAUUUUAUACUACUGAUUCAUGCAAUUAAUCGUUUGUUCUACAACAAAAGCUACUAUCAAGCCUACAAACUCUCGCUCACCAUGAGCAGCUUGAGUAGUUGCCUUGAUCCAUUUCUUUACUAUUUUGCUUCAAAGGAUUUUCGCAAGAAAGCCAAAGAAGUCUGGGCCAAAAAAUUAAAACAGACUGAGUCUUGUGAAACAAGAAGGAGCAGCAUAUUUUCUGCUCUAUCAGGAAGGUCCAUGACAAUCUCAAGUGGAGAAGUCUUUGAGAAUGGAAGCAGCCAUCGCAGCUGUAAGCGGCAGGAAAGUGAUGUUUAGGUGGUAGAACCAUGAUCACUGGAGGACACUUCUUAGUAGCCGGGAAGCCACAGACGUCUUGAAACUGUAAAAACCCUAGACUGCUGCUCUUUGUUCUUUUUGUUUUUUUCUGAAAAUGCUAAUAAAAACACUUUAAAAGAAAGAAAACCCUAGACUGAAAUCUCAGGGGAUUUUUAUACUGUAUUCAGUUGAAAGAAUAUUGCAAUGAAGGGUGUGCCAAGGAAAAUCUCACCCCUGUACUUAAAGGGAUACUGUGA